AUGGGGAAUGAUUUCGCCGCCGCUCAGGAGCUGCUGCGCAAUGCGAAACCAGCCCGCGGUAAAUUCUCGGCCUCGGGCUUUUGCCGCGCCCUAGUAGGGCUUGUGUUGAACAUGGUCAAUGAGAGGGUCGAGUUCGGCUUCCACACUCCGCCGUGGGCAAUCCCGGUGCAUCUCGUCUCCUCGAACCGUGUGAGUCUGUUGUCCGGCCGCACUGCAACUCCAGGGCCGUGUCUGUAUCGGCUCAUUCACCCCGGAUGGACGGGCCAGAAGGCUACACAGUUACGGAAUGGUGGCCAUGGGCUCUCACGGUCGCACGGGGCCCGAGUGACGACUGUACUGAAUCCCCUACUACGCUACUCACUCCCGGUGCCGCGCUUCGACGAGGGAUUCUUUGGCUUUCGCGAUAUGCACGAAGUUGCUGCGGGUAUUGUAGGCCAGGCUCUUCAUAACCGCCUUCAGCCCUCGGACCGGGCGGCCGAAGAUGUCCAGACGAUCUCAUUCCUUCAUCACUCUAACACAGUGAAAUGUGAAACUGCCCAUCCACCAGUUCCACCAGCAUUUGGAGCGCCUGUAUGGUGGGGAGUUCCAGGACGUCGAGAGAACUCGGGCGGCUGGCAUUGA
Molecule: messenger RNA, 621 nt
Organism: Penicillium hordei
Lineage: Eukaryota; Fungi; Ascomycota; Eurotiomycetes; Eurotiales; Aspergillaceae
Exons: 3
Coding region: 1-621 (206 amino acids)
Source: RefSeq, a predicted model, not a curated record